AUGAACAAACGGGAAGUCUCUGCUAAAAACUUCACCGUCCACAGCGUCCACUGCCAGAGGAACAUCGCUAUAUGUACUCUUUGUAGCGAACCCGUCCCUCGCUCCCACUACCAACAGCAUGUGGAAACCAGUCACAAGAGUAUCCAGUGCUCCAAGUGCGAAGCUCAUCUGGAACCCCUUCAACUCUUUGCCCACGAGAAGGAGGAGUGCCCACGACGCCUCAUGAAGUGCCAACACUGUGAACUGGAGGUGAUCGCCCAGGAGUUCCAACGCCACGUCGACUACUGUGAGUCUCGGACGGAACUCUGCAAGGGCUGCACUAAGUAUGUUCAGUUCAAACACCUUCAGUUCCACUACGAGUAUGAUCACAAAUACCUCACGCCCGAGGAGAAGGACCAGGAAAACAGUUCUGACGAAGAGGGGUCGGAGUGCCCCAUUUGCCUGGGCCCCGUGACCCUGCCCCUCGUGCUAGAGUGCGGCCACACCUUCUGCAUGGUGUGCGUGAAGGGCAUCGCCAACACCACCAAGAACUGCGCCAUCUGUAGGAGAGACAUUCCUCGAGAUAUGCUCAUGGAUAUUAGAUUCUGUCGCGAGGAAGACAUUAUUAAGAACUACGUCAAUAAACCUCGAGAGAAGAAAACCCAGCGAAGUCACAGCGUCCCGAGUAGGACUUCAUCCUCAUUCAGCAGUUCCUCACGACGCGUUGCUCGAACCACACAGGACUACGAUGACAUGGUGUCCGCCCUCCUGUCGAGUCGCACGUCCUCCACCUCCUACAGGUACCAGCGCCCCGCCAACACGCACACGCCUCCGUCCUACACUCCUUACUCCGGCUCCGAGUCAUGCAAGGACUCCUGCAAGGACACAGACUCCAAGGACGACGACUGCUGCUGUUCCUCGUCCAAGUCCACCUCGUCGUCCUCGUCCACCUCCGCCACCGCCACGUCCACCUCCACCACGGCGUCCACAGCGCGCACCACCUCCACCUCCACCACCAGCUCUGUGUCUAAGCCUCCGCCAGCCUCCUCCGUGUCGACCUCCAGUUCCAUCUCCUCCGAAACCUCGAGGUCCACCUCGGUUUCGUCGUCGAGUACCAGCAAAACGUCCUCCUCCGUGAGCACCCGGUCCGUGGCCAGCUCCUCAUCUACCUCCGCGACAACUACCUCCUCCUCCGAAUCCUCGUCCUCAACCACGGCCUCGAGCUCUUCUUACUCGUCGUACUCCAACGGUGCUCGUCCUCGGAGGCCGACCUCUCUCGCCCUUGAGACGACGGCGGUCAUGUCUUCCGUCUCGGCCUCCGUCUCGUCCUCAUCAAGUUCCUCUCGUUCAAGCGGCUCUCGCGACGUCGAGCCGCCAGCGAACGCAACUCAAGAACAGUACGACAGGUGGCUUGCCUUCCAGCUUGCCAAGGCCGAGGACGAUCUGCCUCCUUCAGAGUUCAACAAGAAGCACCGACCGACCUUCAGGAGGUCCCUCUCCAUGCCAGAGCGUGCGCAGGACAGCUCUUCCGACAGCAGUGACUCGGAGGAUUCUGAUUCGCCAAGGUCUCGCAGGAGCUCCCGGCGUCCCCCGGCGUCUCCUCGCACUGUCACAAACUCGUCGUCGUCGUCGUCGUCCUCUUCUUCCAGCAGGAGUACCCCCAUCAGCAAAUCCUCGAGCGAUUCUAACGCCUCCAGCAGCACCAGCAACAGCGGCAGCGCCCUCAGCACAGGCGCUCGGCCCAAGAAUGCCGGCCUCAAGAAGAGAGUGUCCUUCAAGGAAGACGGACCCGCCAUUCGUCGCGAGGCGCCCGUGAUGCUGCCGUGCGAGUUCUGCGACGAGAUGUUCGCCGAGCGCGACCUCAUGCGGCACCAGACCAGCUGCGAACAGAACGAGACGCAGCUUCCUCGUGCCUCGCGCAUCGCCCAGCGCGCGGCGGCAGCGGCAGCUGCAGCCGCCAUGAGCUCCAGCACGUCCACGACCUCCUCCUCCGGAAUCACGACCACCACCUCCUCGAACACUACCGUUGAGACCUCCUCCUCCUCGAUCCAGUCCAGGAUCCAGGGCACAGCCUCGUCCUCGCCGAGAAGGAGUCCCGCCCCCACGCCCCCCACCCCCGGCAGGACCCCGACGCCGGUGUGCGCGCCGCCCAGGAAAGCCACGGCGCCCUCCAAGAGCCCCGCGCCCGUCCCGCCUAGGAGUCAGUCGUCUGGCUCCUCGAGGAGAAGUCCCACUCCUGCCUCCCCGGGCCCCUCAAGGAGCUAUUCCUCAGGAUGGAGGAGUUCGAGGGACACGUCUCGCGGCAGCCCGGUGAGCACGCCCACCAGUCCUCCGCCCAGCUGUCCGCCCUCGAUCAGCCCGCCGCCCGUCAGCCCGCCGCCCACCACCACCAUCACCAUCGUCGACCAGAAGCCGUCGGUCGUGGUGUCCCCGAGCCAGAGCGCGGGCAGCAACAGGCCCUUCAGCGUCAGCCCGGCGCCCUCGAGUUCGACGAGCAACAGCUCCGUCAGCAGCGGAUCCAUGAGCAGUAGUUCCGUCUCAACCACGCCCUCCACCAGCAGUUCGGCCUCGCCCGUGCCGGCCAUCAGUGCCACGCCCGAGCUGGCACCCCCGGACACCCCGACGACUGACCUCGAGUACGACUACGAGGACGAGGACGGCCCCUUCAUGCGGCCAAGACGCGGCCGCCUCCUGUCCUCAGCCAUCUUCUCGUGGCGCAGCAUCUCGGGCAGCAGAAGGGGGUACACGCGCUCCAACACAGCCCCUCUGGAAGACACUGGCGCUGACGAAGACACGACGCAGGUGCAGCCAGUCAUCACCAGCCGCUCGGCGACACAGCUGCCCGCACACCGCCCGAGUCCAGAUAUCGAGACCGCAGGCUCGUCGCAGCCUUCCUCUUCCUCCCCGCAGCCAACCACAGCGUCACAGAAAACCACGUCGCCGCCGCCCUCCGCCCCCGACACACAGACGAAGCCGCCGUCCGCGUCCCCUCAGCCGGCGCAAGAGCACGCGGAUACCGUCUUCAUCAAGAACCCGCACAAGUACCGGGCUCCUCCUCCCCCGCAGACGCCGCCCAACCUGCCCAACGUGCCCAACCUGCAGCAGAAGGUGUCCCCUUCGCCCACCGCCAACAUCAACGGCUACAUCAAGAGUCCGACGCCGUGGGAGAAGGCCUUCAUGAGCAACAAGGCCACCAGCCCGCCGCCCGCGACCUCGCCCACGCCCGCGCAGGAGAAGACGCUGGCCAACGGAUACGUGAACGGCGUCAUCAAGUUCGACAGCAAGACCAUGAUGAACGGCCACAUGUCCAAGGAGAUCGAGGAGUUAAUACCCUGUGAAUUCUGCAAACAGGUGUUCUCUCCCGAUAAGUUUCGAAGCCAUCAGACCAUGUGUGAGGCCGCGCUCCAGCCGCCCCCCCUUCGGAGCACCGCGCCCUUGGAGCAGCCCGCCACGCCGAAGGGCAGGACCUCAGCCCCAGCGCGCCACAACAAGGGACCUGCGCCGUCUCCGCCGGAGUCCUUCAGCAAGGACGACGACGCCGCCGGGGACGUCUAUGAGGCGCAGCGCAUCAGGCGAAUGGAGAGGUCGCAGUCCGUCAAGGACGACCGCUCGUCCUUCAGCGACGGCAUCCGCGUGUCCCGUCGUCUCGAGCGUGCCUCUAGCAUCAAGGAGUCGAGGACCUUCUACGGCGACAACGCCAGCCUCUCCCGCCGCUGGGGAUCUCGAGAGGUCGUGCACAGCAACAGUAUGGAGUCCUCGGCGUCUCUCGCGUCCGGCGGCUGGGGCGGCAGCACCAGUAACCUCUUCAGCUCCUACGCAGGAGGACACAGCUGGACACAACACAUCAACAGCGUGCGCAGUGAUGUGAGGUCGCUGAACGCCGCUGCGAACUGCGCGUCUUCCUCCGGGCCAUAUUACGAUAACGGAGGUGACUCAGAUAACGGAGGUGAACUAGAUUCAGAGAUGUGUGGUGUAGAUAGAGGUAGAACGCGAUACAACAAUACCCUACUGAUGGAGGUUCGGGCGGCGCUAAACAAGAAUACUUUCUCCCACGUCGCUAAUGAGUCUGGAACAAGGUACAGAGAACGAAGCUCCAGUAGACCGCGGCCAGCAUCCAUGUACACAAGCAGUGGUACCUGGGGAUCCAUGUUUGACCUCUCCUCCCCUACCAGGUCCUUCAACAUUUCCGACGCCUUCUCCAGCGCUUCCUUGGCAUCGAAGCUCCCGAAGAAGUCGCCGAAGAAGUACCCGGCGCCCCAGCCCCCCUCGCGCCCUUCGUGACACAAAGGAGGACGAGUGGAUACCGGAAGCGGGCGCCGUGCGGAUCAGCGGAGGGAGAGCAAGCGCGGAUGAGAAGAAGAAGAAGAAGAAGGAGAAAGGAGGAGAAAGGAGAUAGGAGGAGAAGGAGGACGAGGAAGACCCGAGUGGUGGCGUCGGCGGGGAACUGUAUCUGGCGGAGGUGCUGACGGAGGCUCGGGAGGGAGAGACGUCUCUCUGAUCUCCGAGGAUUUGUAGCUCGAUGCCCAGACGCUCUCGGCUCGCAUUCGUGACGCAGGGCAGGGCAGGGCAGGACUGGUUCAUUUGCAUAACUAUUUAUCUUAUUAUAUUUUUCAUUUAUUUAUCUAUUUAUUUAUUUAUUUAUUAUUAUUAUUUUACUUUGAAGGAGACAAGACGAUCUACCUUGUCGACUUUUUUUUUUCGUCUUGGAUUCCCCUCUCCUCUCUUUGCUUCAAACGACCACCUUGAAGCAACACUAUAAACAUCCCGCUGCGGUCGACUCUAUGAAAGGACAGGGACUCUGUAUCUCUACGAAGACUCUAUCGAAGGACAGGGACUCUGUACCUCUACGAAGACUCUAUCGAAGGACAGGGACUCUAUCUCUACGAAGACUCUAUCGAAGGACAGGGACUCUGUAUCUCUACGAAGACUCUAUCGAAGGACAGGGACUCUGUAUCUCUACGAAGACUCUGUAGAAGGGCAGAGUCGUCGGUCACCGCCUCUCUCCGUCCUUUGAUCUCGGACUCGUUCACAAAUCACGAUCGACUCAGGCGCGUGGCUUCCUCCUCUCCCUCCUCCUCCUCCUCCUUCCCUUGGUCGAGUCAGAGCUGCUCUUAUCUCUCUAUCUGUUCACUUGUAUCUCAUGUUUCAUAUCCUUCGUGGAGAAACAAAAUCUUGGGUGAUAUCAAGUGAUGUCUGUGUGUGGUCGCGCCAACACUGCCAAUAUAUUUUAUGCUUAUACUGCGUAACAUACAACCCUUCCUGUGGACUGCCAUGACGUUAGGUGCUGUGACCUAAUGCUAACUGCCAUACUAUUUUGAAGUUGUGCGGGUGUUCCUCUCCCUAAUAUUCGCGACACACCCUGAGGGCAAUAGCCAAAUCGUGGUGCUGAUUCUUAUUGUAUUAAGUGACGAAUCUUUGAUACAUUUUCCAUUUUUUUACACCCAUUACCGAGCUUUAAAAAUGAGAAAAAAAAGAAAAAAAAAAGUCUUGAUGAUAUCUGUAAUGGUAAUCCGCACGAAGUACAGCUAGGAUUUUUUUCGACGUGAAGAAAUCGCUAUAUUAGUGAGCACUUAUCAUCCUCAUUAUCUGAUCCCAAGAAAACACACUUUUCCUAAUUGCUAAUGGCCUUUUUUUGAGAAAGAGGAGACGCGAGACGGUAACUAGACGCCAGGUCUCUGCCUGGUGAUUCUUCCAAGCUCUCCUGAUGCUUACCUUUGCUCUUGGAAAAGAUCUGAGAAGCUGGCGAUGCCUCCUUACUCUCUGCGUAUCUGGAGCUUCAUCAGCCAGGACCAGAUCGUCUCUUGUGCAAGGAAUUUAUACCAUGCGUGUGUCUCUGGAUUCCCUCUCGUCUGCUUUGGGGAAAUUUCUGAUUAUUGUGCAGAAUCAUCAAGCAUUCCCCCCCUCCUCCUUGUUCUCUU
This is a messenger RNA of Penaeus indicus, 5897 nucleotides long. RefSeq lists its product as uncharacterized. The record is from RefSeq and is a predicted model, not a curated record. Gene Ontology annotation, cellular component: mitochondrion. Bases 1 to 4260 code for a protein of 1419 amino acids. NCBI's taxonomy places the organism in Eukaryota, Metazoa, Arthropoda, Malacostraca, Decapoda, Penaeidae. Gene Ontology annotation, molecular function: zinc ion binding. The transcript has 15 exons.